Diospyros lotus (date-plum) is the source of this 1115-nucleotide messenger RNA. Its product is annotated as probable carboxylesterase Os04g0669500. The transcript has 6 exons. Gene Ontology annotation, cellular component: cytoplasm. Bases 206 to 850 code for a protein of 214 amino acids. Gene Ontology annotation, biological process: protein depalmitoylation. NCBI's taxonomy places the organism in Eukaryota, Viridiplantae, Streptophyta, Magnoliopsida, Ericales, Ebenaceae. The record is from RefSeq and is a predicted model, not a curated record. Gene Ontology annotation, molecular function: palmitoyl-(protein) hydrolase activity; carboxylic ester hydrolase activity.
GAGCAAUUGAAUGGGCCGGGCCUAUUAACUUGGACGGAGCCCCAGUUGCCAUUCGGGGUGGGCGUUAAAUGGGGUAAUCAUAGCCUUUUCCUCGUCGUCUUUGCUCUUCCGCUCGGCCGAGAACGCAGACCAAUAAAAGGAGGUGGCCACCACCGGCGGCAGGAAGUACCAUUUUAUCGGUGCUACUGUAAUACUACCUCUCCUGAUGGCUCGAAGCUUCAUAGUAUGGCUUCACGGGUUGGGAGAUUCAGGACCCGCCAACGAGCCCAUCAGGACCCUCUUCACUUCUCCCCAGUUCGCAAACACCCGCUGGUCUUUCCCUUCUGCUCCUAACCAACCCGUUACCUGCAAUCGUGGUGUCGUGAUGCCUUCGUGGUUUGAUCUCCACGAAAUACCAGUGACAGCUGAUUCUCCAAAUGACGAAAAUGGUGUUCUCAAAGCGGUUCAGAACGUGCAUAAAAUGAUAGACAAGGAGAUAGCUGCCGGCACAAGUCCAAGCAAUAUAUUUAUAUGUGGAUUUAGUCAGGGAGGAGCUUUGACCUUGGCAAGUGUUUUGCUAUACCCCAAAACUCUAGGAGGAGGUGCAGUUUUUAGUGGAUGGGUUCCUUUUAGUUCAUCUAUUAUCGAACAAAUUCCACCAGAUGCAAAGAGGACGCCCAUCUUGUGGUCUCAUGGCAUGGCUGACAGAACCGUACUGAUUGAAGCCGGGCAAGCUGCACCACCUUUCCUUGAACGAGUUGGUGUUAACUUUGAGUUUAAGGCUUAUCCGGGCAUCGGCCAUGCAAUAAGCAAAGAGGAGCUGCAUUACUUGGAAUCAUGGAUCAAGGCUCGAUUAGGGAGUUCUUCCUGAUGAUGAUGAUAAAGCUUAUUAGGGUUGUGACAUGAUAAUAGCAUUGGUUCUUCAAGCUUUUCCAUGCUUCGAUCAAUCUUUAUGCAUGGAUGACUAAUAUUAUUAUUGGUGGAUUGAUUAUCGAUGCAGCUGUGGAUCUUUACUUCACAUGCUGCUGCCGAUUUAAUAAGCCAUAAAGGACAUUCUACUUUUUCCUUGUGCAAGAGGGAAUGCUUCCCCCGUGCUCUUCUUCACGUUAUAUAUAUCGAGGCAGUUCAAAAUAUAA